Molecule: messenger RNA, 807 nt
Organism: Ilyonectria robusta
Lineage: Eukaryota; Fungi; Ascomycota; Sordariomycetes; Hypocreales; Nectriaceae
Product: ankyrin repeat-containing domain protein
Exons: 3
Coding region: 170-628 (152 amino acids)
Molecular function (GO): protein binding
Source: RefSeq, a predicted model, not a curated record
CGUAAAUCUCACAAAAUUCCUCAUCCAUAGAGUCUAUUCCCGUGACAUAGACUAAUUUCGAAGCCCAUUCCGACGUCUCCUAGUUCAAUUCCGACGCUGCCAUCCUGUAUUGUCUAGAAUUGCCCCUCACCUAAACUUGUCCAUUCGCACCUAUACAAGGAGCGACCCAAUGCAACAACCGAGCCACGAGCCUAGCCCAAUGAACUCACUCCCUCCAGAAGCUAUUGCCUUUGCAGGCCGGAUGUACGAUUCAGCCCGUGCAGGCGACCUUCCCACCUUCGAGCAGGCCCUCCCCGCUGGGUUGCCGCCGAACAUGACUAACGAGAAGGGAGACACACUUCUGAUGCUCGCUGCCUACCACGGUCACGCGGAACUUGUCAAACUUCUUAUCCAACAUGGCGGAGACCCAAAUCGGCUCAACGAUCGUGGUCAGAGCCCUCUCGCUGGCGCCGUGUUCAAAAAGGAGGACGCGGUCAUUGAGGCGUUGCUUGAGGGCGGUGCGGACCCAGACUACGGCCAGCCAAACGCGAUGCAGUGUGUAGCCAUCUUCAACCAGGAGGAGACGUGGAAGGUGAAGUUUGAGAGUGCGCCUGGGAGGGGAAAGGGAGGGCCGCCUGCCCCCAAUUAGUUUUCCGAUGUAUUUGUAACCGUGAUAUUAUCUUAAGGAUGGAUUGGGUUGCUCUUUGUCGCAUUGUUGCACCCAGUUGGGGACACUUGGAUCAGUCGGCCGGUUCGAAUGACUAGUUACCUUAGAUACCUAUGUAGGUGAAUUAUUGAUUCAAGGUAUCUUCCGGCCAUCAUCUCGCC